Molecule: messenger RNA, 1374 nt
Organism: Cladophialophora psammophila CBS 110553
Lineage: Eukaryota; Fungi; Ascomycota; Eurotiomycetes; Chaetothyriales; Herpotrichiellaceae
Exons: 4
Coding region: 1-1374 (457 amino acids)
Biological process (GO): macroautophagy
Cellular component (GO): fungal-type vacuole membrane
Source: RefSeq, a predicted model, not a curated record
AUGAAGCUGUCUAGGAUCACAUUUGCCACUCUCAGCUUUGCUUCCUGUGGUUUGGCAGCGGACCAAGAUGUUCUCACCAUCUUGAAACAACAAACUGGGAUUUCUACCUUUAUUGGGCUCUUAGAGCAGUUUACAGAUCUGGUCAAUACUUUGAACCAGGGGACCUUCAGUGGUUUGACAAACAAAGUCCCGUUGCUUGCGACCAAUACUAAGUUCCUCGCAGUCCUCAUUCCAAAUGACCAAGCCCUUGCUGCCCUCGGCAAUGAGAAUCCAGAUUUGGCCAACAAUACCGACGCAGUCCGGGCACUGCUAGAAUACCAUAUCGCCCGUGGAACACAUCCAUCCGCCUCAUUUGGCCUACAACCGCUGUUUGCGCCAACCCUCCUGACCAAUCCCAAUUAUACCAAUGUCACAGGCGGGCAAGUAGUGGAAUUAACGGCAUUGAACAAUCUACCCACUAUCGUGAGCGGGGUAAAGGCAGAGUCUCAUGUGGUUGAGGCUGACAUUUUCUACCUGGGAGGUCUCAUUCACAUUAUAGACACAGUGCUCACAAUCCCCAUUUCGUUUCCAGCAACCGUCACAAAGACUGGGUUGACGGAUCUUGUGGCGUUGAUGAGCAUAGGAGGCUUUCUCAGUCCCAGUUCUCCAACAGUCAAUAUCGUGAAUUCGCUUUCGGAUCUCACCAUCUUCGCGCCCAACUCGUCUCAAUUCUCGGCCGGGUUUACAGGAUGGGACGGUCUCUCGCAAACCGAUCUCCUGUCCAUCUUGGAGUACAGCAUCUCUCAGGGAACGGUCUAUUACUCGUCGGCGUUCAAGAACAACACCAAGAUUCCGACGCUGGACGGAAUUUCUGCGACUAUGACCGAGGUUGACGGCCAGGUCUACGUUGACACGUCUCUCAUUAAGACGAGAGACUAUCUCACUUCGAAUGGUGUGUUGCAGAUACUUGACAGUCCUCUCAACCCCAAUACCACCGGACAGCAGCCUCUCUCGACCCCUGCUUCAUCUUCGGACAAGGGGUCUGGCGGCCUCAGUACUGCUGCAGGGGCAGGGAUUGGCAUCGGCAUUGGGGCCCUUGUCCUCGGAGGGGCUCUGGUCGUGGCCCUGUAUAUUCGAACGAGACGCCACCGACGGCUCACACGACUGGCUAGUGGCAACACAGGUGACCUUCCUCCACGAUACGAAUUGGACACCAAAGCUUUCGAAGGGAGAGGCCCAGGUGACAGGAACGCCCCUAGGACCCAAGUAUUUGAAAUCCACGCUCCGUCCAAACCGCCCUCUCCUCUUGAAAUCGACGGCAAUGAGAGGAGCCGGAUCAGUGUUACCAUCCAAGGCACGCCUCCUCGACAUUUGGGGUUCCAGGCUCGCUAUUAG